UAACAAUUUGUUAAAGCUAAGAGACAAAGUUUAGCAUAACCGUCGGUGCCCAUAACAUCCCUCUACCAGAUUUCUUCCUCAAACAAACCACAUCCUCUGUUUUUCUUUCAACCAAAAAUAUCUCACUUUCCUGAAGGAAAAAGAAAAAAACUGGCCAUGUUCGAGCCCAAGGCAGAGCCCGGAAAGAAUUAUGGUGGUUACCAUGUGAAGGAGUACGGUGACCGGGCGAGAAGAGCGGCGCAGAAUUAUACGAGUUAUAUGAGUGGACGGGAUGUGGCGUUGAAUGACAACAAUGAAUCUGCGUUUUUGUCACCGCCUUUGUGGAAGACAAGUCCGACUGCGAGUCCACAGCAUCGGAGAGUUAAUUACAGAUGUUUGUCUCCGUCGUCGAAAGCUCAGGCCAUUGCCAGAGGGCAAAGGGAGCUUAUGGAAAUGGUCAGUAAAAUGCCCGAGUCUUCUUAUGAGCUUACUUUGAAGGAUCUUGUGGAGCAGCAGCCCGUUGAUGAAGUUGGCAAUAGACAAGAAAGUUUUAGAGACGAGAAUAGAGAUAAGAAGGAAACAGUGAGAAGGAAUGAUCAGAAUUACAAGAAGGUGCAAGUUAAGAGAAACGGAAGUUUAAAUAAUAAUAAUAAUAAUAAUAGCAAUGAUGGGUUUUUGCUCAAGAUGGUGUUUCCUGUUGGGUUCGGCUCCAAGAAAAAGAAGAAGAAGAACGAUUUGGGGAGAAACAACAGUUCGAAAAUUUCUCCCAAGUCGCCCGUUACUGACGGAUCUGAUAAAAGUGUUGAUAAAGAGUGGUGGAAGAAGAGAUUUUCGGUUUCAAGUGACAGCAGUGAAAGCACUGGAUUGAGCAGCAACAGUGGGAGUGGCAAGAGCACCGUUAGCAGCAGUAGUAGCUCCAGUAGCAGGCAUGAGAAGGAUGGUUGCUGGCCUUUCGUUCGCACCAAGAAAUGCAUAAAGGCAGCAUGAAUCAGAUGUCUCAACCCAGUUGCAGUAAAUAAUGUUUAUAUAGAGUAGAAAUUACAAUAAUGUUAAAGGAAAAAAAUUCCCAGAAUAGCAUGUACAUUAAAGAUGUUUGGCCCUUUUUUUCCUUUUGGGGUUUUUUUCUUGGAUUUUAUAUAUUUUUUGAACCUUUGUGUCUGCGAGAUAUGAGUGUUGUUGUUGUCGAUCGAUGAAGAUCGAUCAACUGAACAUUAUUGUUAUUAUUAUUAAUGUAAUGAAUAUGAAGCAAGUGCUACUGUAAGCAAAAGCAAA
Mangifera indica (mango) is the source of this 1251-nucleotide messenger RNA. Its product is annotated as signal transducer and activator of transcription B-like. The transcript has 2 exons. Bases 157 to 966 code for a protein of 269 amino acids. NCBI's taxonomy places the organism in Eukaryota, Viridiplantae, Streptophyta, Magnoliopsida, Sapindales, Anacardiaceae. The record is from RefSeq and is a predicted model, not a curated record.